Polychytrium aggregatum is the source of this 1944-nucleotide messenger RNA. RefSeq lists its product as uncharacterized. The coding region runs from base 1 to 1944 and encodes 647 amino acids. The record is from RefSeq and is a predicted model, not a curated record. NCBI's taxonomy places the organism in Eukaryota, Fungi, Chytridiomycota, Chytridiomycetes, Polychytriales. The transcript has 3 exons.
AUGACCACUCCGAGCGAUGGUACCCCAGCUGUUUCGCGGCCAGGCACCUCCAAGCGAACGGCUUCGUCGCUGAGACCGUCGACAGUCGCAGCCCCAGAGAAUCUGGAGGUCCAGGGCUCAUGUCUACUCACGCCCGAGCCUGGGGCACCGAGACCCACUUCGUCGAAAUCUGCAGAAAGCUUCAUCUAUCGGCUGGACCCGCUUGCAGACCCACCCAACCCACCCAACCCAGCCGCUGCCUCGGACACCCUCGACGUCCGGGCCAUCAGCAGCGACUCUGUCGGCCACUCGCACACCCAGAUCCACAGCCAACACCGCCCGGGACACCACAACCUGCUCUCCGUGUCGUCGACCCAGAUCGUCUUUCCAGAGCGGCCAGAGAGCCGACAGCCAAGCGCACGAGCCAGCGCAACCCGCCUGUCGGUAUCGCAUAGGAUCGCCAAUGCUGUGUCGGACCCGUCGGUGCUGCUGGAUCUCUUCAGCCGGCCCUCCUCGGCCAUCAACCUCGCUCCUCGAACAGCGUCCCGGAGCGUCCGGGAUACGUUCACGCCUUCUCAGACCGAGAUCAAUAGGGUGACGGUUGGCGAGGGCAUCUCCAUUCUGCCCGACAUUGUUGGAUUUGGACUCACCGGUGGCUUUGGAGCGCCGGUGCCAACAUUGAUCGGAAGCGAGCCGCCGGUGCUGAUAUCCGACCCGCAAGGCAUUGUCGCCUUCAUCGGCAGAGAGGCUGGGUCCUCAACUGCUGAGAAGGCUGCAAGUCAGCCCGCCAAAGUCGAUGGCGAACGGACCAAUGCCCCAAAAGACUCCAUCGCAAAGUCCAAACACACCCGCGGCCGGAGACGCAACCGACCAAAGAUUGCUGUGGUGCCUGACGAGCCCAAGGAUGGUGGCGAGAAAGCAAAGGUGCAGCUGAAAAACGUCGAUAUUCAUAUGGAGGUGCAGGCGCCCAAGGUCAAGCGGCUCGAGAAUACCACAAAGUCCGGCCCGCCGACCUUUAUUCCCACCCAGACUCCGAUGCGCAAUCAUCACCACCGCUCGCGGCAGUUUGGCAUUACCAGCGAAUCAGAGAGUGGUCCCUUGAUGAUCGACGACAGUGCUUUGGUGGACAUGCAUCUGAAGCCGUCGUUCGAGUUUGCUCCUUUGGAGAAAAACAAGCUGCCCCAGCGCGAGCCCAGGCGGACACACAGCUACCAGUUCUACAGAUGUCUGCCAUCAAGAGCAGCGCCUGCCUUGGCCUCGUGCGAGAUGUUGUCCAAAGAUUUGGUGGGGCCUCGCUCGGCGCUGCGUGAAAAGUUCCCGGGCACACCGUCCAAGUACCAGGAUGUGUGUGAGCUGCUGCGGUGGACCUAUCCCGGCAAACCGCCGACUCCCGAGCCACCACAACACCACCAUCCACAACCCAACCCGGACCUUCCAACAUGCGCGCGGCUCCAUGUGCCGCACCUCGAGCUCAGCCACUCUCUCGGGAUGAAGCCAAAGCCUAUGCGGGUCAUACUCGAUGCUCUGGAUCCAAGCUUGAGCUUGCAGCACGGCGUCAACAUUGCACAAAGCCAAUCUGACACUGCCGAGCCCAGCCAGCAACAACUGGAGCCGUCCGACCGCCUCCCAACCUCAUUCGCAUCGCAGUAUCUUGGUUUCCAAGUUCGCGCAGGGCAUCCUCACCAGCUCCCUGCACCACUCCCGUGGAUUAGCCUGCUGGAGAAAUGGAAAAUCGGAGGCGAUCUCACCAUCGUUGCGGACCCAGGCACAGCGCGAAAGCACGACGUCGCCGGCAGGAUAUCCCGGAGCAGCAGCCCGACUCAUGGUGCCUCAUCCGAUGCGCCCACCAUCCCCGCCGAAGUGCCUCCAAUAUCACGGCCGCUGGAGAUCGCGCAGCAGGGAAGAAAAGGCUCGAGGCGAGCACCGGCGGUGCUUACAAUUCCGACGGUUCCAAUCCCUCAGUAG